AUGGACAUAAGCCUCGAAGAUCUCUCCCGCUACUUCACCAUGCUGAUCACUCAGGCGUCCAAGGAGCUCAAAGUCAGCCGCACUGUGCUCAAGAAGCGGUGCUGCGAGUUUGGGAUCCCCCAGUGGCCUCACCGCAAGCUCAAGAGCCUCGAGAGCUUGAUACACAAGAGCCAGGAGUUAGCCAAGGAUUCGGAUGGAAACGCUCCAAACCCAGUGAUCCAUGAGCUGGAGAAGCAGAAGAAGAAGAUGGUGGAGAGCCCGGGGAUGGAGCUGGAUGAUCGAACCAAGUGGUUCUGCCAGGCAAUCUUCAAAGCCAGCUACAAGCAGCGGCAGCGAGGGGUAGCUCCCUGUAGAAACGGUGGCAGCGGUGGUGGAAACUCUGAUUCUUCCCACAACGAUGGAUCCACGGAGCAGCAGCAGUGA
Molecule: messenger RNA, 423 nt
Organism: Selaginella moellendorffii
Lineage: Eukaryota; Viridiplantae; Streptophyta; Lycopodiopsida; Selaginellales; Selaginellaceae
Product: protein RKD1
Exons: 2
Coding region: 1-423 (140 amino acids)
Molecular function (GO): DNA-binding transcription factor activity
Source: RefSeq, a predicted model, not a curated record